This is a messenger RNA of Callorhinus ursinus (northern fur seal), 3122 nucleotides long. RefSeq names its product armadillo repeat containing 5 (gene ARMC5). NCBI's taxonomy places the organism in Eukaryota, Metazoa, Chordata, Mammalia, Carnivora, Otariidae. Gene Ontology annotation, molecular function: protein binding. The record is from RefSeq and is a predicted model, not a curated record. Gene Ontology annotation, biological process: anatomical structure morphogenesis. Gene Ontology annotation, cellular component: cytosol.
GAGCCUUAGGCUUGAGCCAAGAUGGCGGCUGCGAAACAGACCCUCACGGACUCGCUCUCGUUCUGCCUCGCGCAGCUCACGGCGGCGGCCGGGGAGGGUCUAGGUGGGGGAAAGGACACAGCUACCAACGAGACACCCUUGGGCCGUGCGCUCUUAGCCCUCCGCACGCGCCACGUCAAGGCUGCAGGGGGAAUCGAGCGCUUCCGGGCGCGCGGCGGGCUCCGCCCCCUUCUCGCGCUGCUACGGCGAGCGGCUGCAGCGGAUCCCGCCCCGUCCCAGGCUGGCCCCGGCUCCGCCCCCUCGUCCGUCGAGUCCGCGACUUCUGCUGGCCCCGCCCCCUCGCCGGGCCCUGCCCCCUCCGCUGCGUCGUCGUCCACGCCCUCGCCGCCAGCGCGCCUGCGCAAGACUCUGGACUUGGCGCUCAGCAUCCUAGCCAACUGCUGUACGGAAGGGGCGUGCCGGGCUGAAGUGCGCAGACUCGGAGGCAUUCUCCCUUUGGUGACUAUUCUUCAAUGUGUGAAGACAGACAGCAUCCAGAACCGAACAGCCCGUGCUCUGGGGAACUUAGCCAUGGAACCUGAGAGCUGUGGGGACAUCCAUUCUGCGGGUGCUGUUCCCUUGCUCGUUGACAACCUGACAGCCUGCCAGGACUCACAGUGCCUGCAGAGUGUGGUGCGCGCGCUCCGCAACCUGGCGGACUCACCCCAGCACCGCCUGGCCCUGGCACAGCAAGGAGCAGUACGCCCUCUGGCUGAGCUUCUGGCCGCUGCCCCAGACCCUGCGCUGACCUUGGCCCUAGUUCGGGCACUCUUGGAGCUGAGUCGGGGCUGCUCCCGGGCCUGUGCUGAGCAGCUAAGUCUGGGUGGGGCACUAGGACCACUGGUCAGUUUGGCCUCCCACCCCAAAAAGGCAGUACGAGAGGCAACUAUCCUGAUCCUUGCCAACCUAUGUGCCCAAGGCCUUGUCCGGCCUGCACUGGGCAAUGCUGGCGGUGUGGACGUACUACUGGGUGAGCUCCGGCGGCGCAGGGGGCCCAAUGGGGCUGGCCCAGCCUCCCAGCAGCCCCUGGUGCGGGCUGUGUGCCUGCUGUGCCGGGAGGCCAUCAACCGAGCCCGGCUGCGGGACGCGGGUGGUUUGGAGCUGUUGAUGGGUCUGCUACGGGACCCUCGUGCCAGUGCCUGGCACCCUCGUGUCGUGGCUGCCCUUGUGGGCUUCCUCUAUGAUACCGGAGCCCUGGGCCGGCUACAAGCUCUGGGACUUGUACCUCUCUUGGCUGGGCAGCUGUGUGGUGAUGCUGGUGAUGAGGAAGAAGAGGGAAGAGAAGCUGCUUCUUGGGACUUUCCUGAGGAGCGGACCCCUGACCGGGCAGAGGCUGGAAGCUUCCGAAGCCUAAGGUCGUGGCUGAUCUCUGAGGGCUAUGCCGCAGGCCCGGGAGACAUCUCCCCUGACUGGUCCCCUGAGCGAUGUCCCCCGCCUCCACCACCACCCGAGCCAGCUGAGCCAACCAGCCCCACCCUGGGUCCCACCUCACUGCGGACGCCUCGCACACUGCGCACACCUGGCCGCAGCCCUGCUGCCGCCGCCGAGGAGCCUUGGGGCCGUGAGGGGCCAGCGCUGCUGCUCCUGUCGCGAUUCUCCCAGGCUCCUGACCCAAGUGGGGCCUUGGUGACCGGCCCGGCCCUGUGUGGCCUGCUGGCCUAUGUGACGGGCUCGCCAGGCCCACCGAGCCCACGCGCACUGCGCAUCCUGGCACGCCUUACCUGCAACCCUGCCUGUCUCGAGGCCUUCGUGCGCAGCUAUGGUGCUGCGCUGCUCCGCGCCUGGCUCGUGUUAGGCGUUGCCCCGGAUGACUGGCCCUCGCUGCGUGCCCGGCCGGCUCGGCGCCAGCACCGGGAGCUGGGUGAGAUGUUGCUGCAGAACUUGACCGUGCAGGCUGAAUCACCCUUUGGUGUGGGCGCCCUCACUCACCUGCUGCUCUCUGGAAGCCCUGAGGACCGUGUGGCCUGUGCACUGACCCUGCCCUUCAUCUGUCGGAAGCCCUCUCUGUGGCGCCGGCUACUUCUGGACCAGGGCGGCCUCCGUCUCCUCCUCUCAGCGCUAACUCGGCCAGCUCCACAUCCACUCUUCCUCUUCUUUGCUGCCGACUCCCUUUCCUGCCUCCAAGGCCUGCUGUCUCCCACUGUGAUUCCAGCCCCUCCACCUCCAAUCCCCUUGGACCUAGAUCCCCCAUCCCCUUGCCUCUAUGAACCUCUGCUGGGCCCAGCCCCCAUCCCAGCCCCUGACCUGCACUUCCUACUGGACUCAGGCCUACGGCUCCCUGCCCAGCGAGCUGCCUCAGCUACUGCCUCACCUUUCUUCCGGGCUCUGCUAGCUGGCAGCUUUGCCGAAGCCCAGAUGGACCUGGUGCCCCUUCGAGGCCUGUCACCCAGCGCAGCCUGGCCUAUCCUGCAUCACUUGCAUGGCUGCCGGGGCUGUGGGGCCGCCCUGAGGCCCAUUCCCCCACCAGGCCAGCCCCUGCUGGGCUCAGAGGCUGAGGAGGCACUGGAGGCUGCGGGCCGUUUCUUGCUGCCUGGGCUGGAGGAGGAGCUAGAAGAGGCUGUGGGCCAUAUCCACCUGGGACCCCAUGGUGGCCCAGAGUCAGUGGGUGAGGUAUUCCGCCUGGGCCGGCCCCGGUUGGUUGCCCAUUGUGCCCGCUGGACCCUGGGGCCAGGGCAGUGCCCGCGGAAGCGGGCUUUGGCCUUAGUGGGGCUUGUGGAGGCAGCAGGAGAGGAGGCAGGGCCCCUGACCGAGGCUUUACUGGCUGUGGUGAUGGGGGUUGAAUUGGGGGCCAAGGGUUCCCGCUUAGACUGGUGAUGUUCCCUGGGAGGGGAUCCAAGGAUGAGUUGGCUGUGAAGGAGGACCCCCUCAGAGCAGCAUGAGAGGAGGCUGAGCAGAAGUCACCGUCAAGGAUUGAUGAGAGAACGGAACUAUACCCCCAAGGUGAUGGUCUGAAGAUGCAGGAAUGAGAAGCCAAGGCCACGGUUGGAGUAUGGAGCCCUCAGAUGGAGAACAGCCCAGGGCCCCAGGCAACCUGGCCUGGCCCAGCCUUCCAGAGUUGAGAUUAAAAACUUUGGAGUUGGAUA